CGUGACGCCACGGGGCGGAUCAGCGGCGCAGGCGUAGCGCGUCACCGACGGCCUGGCAGCGGGCGGCGUUGGAGGCGGACGCGUCUGGACGUGGAGGGGUCGCGGAAUCGGGGCCUGCUGUCCGGGCAUGAGCUGAGGGCACCUCGCCGAGGCCACGAGAGAUUUGAUGGAAGCAGAAACUAAAUCUCUUCCCCUGGAGAACGCAUCCAUCCUCUCGGAGGGCUCGCUGCAGGAAGGCCACCGGUUAUGGAUUGGCAACCUGGACCCCAAGAUCACAGAAUACCACCUCCUCAAGCUCCUCCAGAAGUUUGGCAAAGUGAAGCAGUUUGACUUCCUCUUCCACAAGUCAGGUGCCCUGGAGGGACAGCCUCGAGGAUACUGUUUUGUUAACUUUGAAACUAAACAGGAGGCAGAACAAGCCAUCCAGUGUCUCAAUGGCAAGCUGGCUCUGUCGAAGAAGCUGGUAGUGCGAUGGGCACAUGCACAAGUCAAGAGAUACGAUCAUAACAAAAACGAUAAGAUCCUUCCGAUUAGUCUGGAGCCAUCCUCCAGCACAGAGCCCGCUCAGUCUAACCUAAGUGUCACUGCGAAGAUCAAAGCCAUUGAAGCAAAGCUGAAAAUGAUGGCAGAAAAUCCUGAUGCAGAGUACCCAGCAGCGCCUGUUUAUUCCUACUUUAAACCACCAGAUAAAAAAAGGACUACUCCUUAUUCCAGAACAGCUUGGAAAUCUCGAAGAUGAUGGUUGUGAAUUACUAUAGCAGCAAAAGCAUAUUGGCCUCCACAUAUAAAGUCCUCUGCCUCUGUCCCUUGUAGAUGUGAUUGGUACUAUUUGACAGAACAUUCAUCUAUUAGUUUGGUAACAUAGCAUUUUUGGAUGUUCUUAUGAAUGUGUCGUCCCUGAAGUAUGUGUGGAAUUGAGCAUCAUCCAGAAUAAAUAGGAUUGUCUCCAAAACUUGUGAUUUGAAACACUGGGAUGCUCUAGUUGGCUGAUCUGUUUGGAUUUGUAACUCCAGAAACUUUACAUAGUGUGCCAGAGAGAAAGGCAAACAUGAAAAAUGUUGUUAUUCAAAUCAGGAAACUAAAUUUAUUAACAUCCCUCAAAAAAAAAAAAGAAAGGACUCGGAGCAUUUUCCUCAUGUCUUUACAACGUAAAGAAAAAGAAAGAAGUGGGAUGGGAAGUGAUGAAUUUUAAAUCAUGUUCUGAACUCUUUUGCAGAAUUUACUAUGAAAAUUCCUCCAGUUGGACUGGAGAAAGUUCUUGGCAAAAGAGAGCUGGUUCUUUGAGCAAACAUUGUAGUGAUCUGUUUAGAAAUCAUGCUUGUUGUUUCAAAAUCCCAAUUAGGAAAACAUGGUGUGUAUCUUUAAAAAAACUGUUUGCAUCGACAAAACUGUAGAAUCAAAUUUAGCAUUUUAUACCACAGUGGAAAUUCUGUUUAGAAAU
Ochotona princeps (American pika) is the source of this 1441-nucleotide messenger RNA. It is a transcript of the gene RBM18, whose product is annotated as RNA binding motif protein 18. Bases 167 to 739 code for a protein of 190 amino acids. The record is from RefSeq and is a predicted model, not a curated record. The transcript is spliced from 6 exons. Lineage: Eukaryota; Metazoa; Chordata; Mammalia; Lagomorpha; Ochotonidae. Gene Ontology annotation, molecular function: RNA binding.